AUGCCGUCACUACGAGCCGACAUCAAAGCCCUGCGGUGCCAAGUCGAUGGUGAUUCCAAAUACUUUGUCCCACAUCAAGAUCUAUUCCAACUACUCACUCUGGACGCAAUACGUUCUUCGCUCAGCGUGGCGAAAUCGAUUUCACCAGAGCGCCUACAGGGUCUUUCUCAGAAGAUUUUUGUUAGCGCAAGGAGAGUCUAUGCGAUCCUUGUCCUGGGAGGGAACGAGCAAGAAAUUAUUCGGUUCAUAGAGAAUGAUAACCUACAAAACUCUCCAAUCGACCAUCGUCUUCCCAUAUCAAGAGAAGAUCUCGAGACCCUUGUUCCAAAGAUUUCCGGCGAAUUUUACGAGAAGCAAUGGGAGUUUUGUGCACCUAUCUUCAUCAAAGAGACAGAACAUCGCAUCCUUGAUAUGUUCACUGUGCUUCCUUUCGUUAAGCAGGAGUUCAUUGCAUCUGGAGGUUUCGGAAUUGUCUAUCGUCUCCAACUACAUCCAUCCCAUCAGGACGCUGCUUGGAUGGGCUUCGAAUCGCGAUUUCCCGAGAAAGUAGGCUCAGAUCAGAGCCAUGAGCAGGAGCUACGGAACUUUACCUUACUCAGCCACCUGAAGCAUCCACAUAUACAACAGCUCCUGGCAUCUUUUACACAUCAAAAAGAGCACAACUUCAUCUUUCCUCUGGCUUCAACUGGGGACAUGGAAGCCCUCUUCUUGAAAGAAAUACGACCUGCAGAGUUACAGAGCGAUCUUGCCAUCUAUAUGGCCCUUGCAAACCUUUGCUCGGGGCUUGAAGCAUUGCAUGAUUUCUCAGCAUCGGAGAAACUCGAUAUCAAUAUCAUGGGCCUCCAUCGGGAUGUAAAACCCAGCAACAUCCUCGUCAAUGCCGGGGAUUUUCUUCUUACAGAUUUUGGACUUUCGACAUUCAAGUCCGUGACCGAUACAUCGAAGACUCCCUUCCGCGUAGGCGGAGGAGACUUCCUUCCCCCGGAGUGCGAAGACCUUCAAACCUUUCAGAAGGGAUUAGUGGGACGGUCAGGUGAUAUCUGGUCCCUGGGUUGUGUCAUCCUGGAGCUCCUUGUGUACAUGCGUGAUGGCCCUUCCGGUGUUCAAAGGUUUCGUCAAGAACGCGUUGUGCAGGCGACCUUCAUGACAAGAACAUUCCAUGGCCCUGGGAAAGAAGUUAACCCCAAUGUUCUAGCCUUGAUGGCCAAUAUUGAAGAGAGUUGUACGCUGUCCAUACGUCAUCUACUCCAUGUCAUACGGGACAUGCUUCGCAUUACACCAUCAGUGCGUCUAAAUGCCAAAGCAUUGACGAGAAAGAUGCGGUUCAUAGCUAUCCAGGAGUUCCUAAUAUCUGUCGACCUCGCAUUUCCGGACCCUCUUCGUAUAUCGCCAGUUCAGGCUGCACUCGAAUUAGAGAAGCUGGGAAGCUGGAAACACACCCUGGGUUUCGUGGACUCAGCACAACAGCCAGCUACAACAUGUCAAGAAUUUCAUCUGGACUACUCUCGGACGAUUGAAUUACUUCAACAGUAUCGCAGUGAAGGUCAGCGCAUGUUGGAACUAUAUCAAGUUUGCGGACGAACAACCUUCAUGCAGCUUCGCAAGCUUAGUGACGCUUUAUUCGAACUGUUGCCGGGAAGUAAUAGAGACGAGGCAAUCACCCAUCUGGAUUUGAGGACCCUCCAGAACGAAGCAUUGGUAUCUUCAGCGAUGACGGGAAACCUUUCGAACGAGUUGAGCCCUAUGAGCCAACUAGGUACCUUGGCAUAUGCAAUAAAGUUUUCGAAAGAGAUCAACAUGGAAUACGAAACCUUGACGCUUGAGCAAGACGACAGCCUUGAGGGACUCAAAUUGGACCCUCAGGAUGUCAAGAUCGAAAAAGGUACAGGAGAACAUACCUUAGGACUUCUAUCCCAUGGCGGAGGUGAAGACACUCGCAAUGUCCUCAUCGAAUGGAUUCGCUAUGAUCUAGAAUGGGAGGGAGAUGUUCGCACAGAGAUGAUCCGGCGCGUGGCAAAGAUUGCGAACAGUUUGCACCAAAUGAGCAAGCAUACCGGGAGCUUCCGAACACUCAAUUGUUCCCACUACUUCCAUUCUACUGAUGAACAUGCAUUCGGCCUCGUGUUUGACCUUCCCAUUAUUGAAGAUGUAUCUAUUACAUCGCUGCAUUCACUCAUCAAAAGCACCCGAAAGUGCUACCAACGAAUCUCCCUUGAGGACCGGCUCGCACUCGCCUACUCACUCGCUUCUACAGUCCUAGCAUUUCACAAGGCCACCUUAGUUCACAAGAGCAUUUCCUCUAACAACAUCGUCUUCCUCAAAUCAACCGAAUUCUCAUUGCGCAACCCGUAUCUUGUCGGUUUCAACUACGCGCGUCCUAACCAGCCCAAAGCUUUCACGACCGGUCCUCCUCCCAACCGGAAUGCGCAGCAUUACUACCAUCCGGAUUACGACUCACAGAAUGCAAGAAGCGGGCAAUCCUUUCGGAUUACAUUUGACUAUUAUAGCUUAGGCCUCGUGUUGAUCGAAAUUGGCCUCUGGGACGUUGUUGCCAAUUUCAAUACAAAGUCGCAACGUGAUUUACAGAAGAAAGUAUUGGAGUCAAGACUACCGAUACUUACGCACACUAUGGGAUCAGCCUAUCACGAUGCAGUAGAGGCAUGUUUACUGGGGACUUUCGCGGCGGAUAGCAGUGAAGGCGCUCCCGCAACAGUACUAGAUUUUCAAAGAUUUGUGGUCAAGGCCCUACAGACUGUGCAGCUUCCUUGCUGGAAUACCUCUUGA
Messenger RNA from Didymosphaeria variabile, 2784 nucleotides. RefSeq lists its product as uncharacterized. Lineage: Eukaryota; Fungi; Ascomycota; Dothideomycetes; Pleosporales; Didymosphaeriaceae. The coding region runs from base 1 to 2784 and encodes 927 amino acids. The transcript has 2 exons. Gene Ontology annotation, molecular function: protein kinase activity; ATP binding. The record is from RefSeq and is a predicted model, not a curated record. Gene Ontology annotation, biological process: protein phosphorylation.